AUGAUCUUCAAUACCGCUUCCAUCAUUGCUGCCGCUCUGGCCAUGUCUUCUACUGCCGUUUCUGCACCGACCAACCAGACGAACCCCAGCGCUGAACUUGACAAGACCACUCGCCUCCGCAUGGCCAAUAGCAUGGCUGAGCGCUACGGCAUACUGGCUGAUGACAAGGACUUUGUCUACAACCUUGGCCAGAACGAUUUUCAAUCCAUCGCGAACCGCCAGACGUUUCCUGCCAUGGUCGGCACCGGUACCAGCAUCGCGGCCGCCAGGUUUCCCGGCUGCUCCAUCAGCAAGCUGCACAUCCACCCGCGCGCCGCCGAGAUGCUCGUCCUGCUCUCCGGGCGCCUCGUCACCGAGACGAUCCCGGAGCUCGGCGCCGUCGUCGACGUCAACGGGACGAAGCAGCAGCGCGUCAUCCGCAACGAGCUGGCGCCCGACACGCUGACCGUCUUUGACCAGGGCGCGCUGCACACGCAGAUCAACCCGGACUGCGACGACGCCACGGCGCUGACCGUCUUCUCCGCCGAGGACGGCGGCUUCGGCUUCGUCGCGGACCAGGCGUUUGCGCUGCCAGACGACGUGAUUGCUACGCAGCUCGGCGAUGCCAUCUCCGGCGCGGACAUUGAUCGUAUCCGCAAGGCGCUGCCUGUGGGUGUGGCGGCGCAGAUUGAUGCUUGCGUGAAGAAGUGCAAAAUUCCCAAGCACAGCUUGUAA
Molecule: messenger RNA, 714 nt
Organism: Akanthomyces muscarius
Lineage: Eukaryota; Fungi; Ascomycota; Sordariomycetes; Hypocreales; Cordycipitaceae
Exons: 3
Coding region: 1-714 (237 amino acids)
Cellular component (GO): cell wall
Molecular function (GO): manganese ion binding
Source: RefSeq, a predicted model, not a curated record